Messenger RNA from Oryctolagus cuniculus (rabbit), 3024 nucleotides. The record is from RefSeq and is a predicted model, not a curated record. NCBI's taxonomy places the organism in Eukaryota, Metazoa, Chordata, Mammalia, Lagomorpha, Leporidae.
GGGCUCGUUUUUUUCCCACGACCGCGCGGCUCGCGACCAUGCCUGACCCGUCCAAGUCCGCGCCUGCGCCCAAGAAGGGCUCCAAGAAGGCGGUGACCAAGGCGCAGAAGAAAGACGGCCGCAAGCGCAGGCGCGGCCGCAAGGAGAGCUACUCCAUCUACGUGUACAAGGUGCUCAAGCAGGUGCACCCCGACACCGGCAUCUCGUCCAAGGCCAUGGGCAUCAUGAACUCGUUCGUCAACGACAUCUUCGAGCGCAUCGCCAGCGAGGCGUCGCGCCUGGCGCACUACAACAAGCGCUCGACCAUCACGUCGCGCGAGGUGCAGACGGCCGUGCGUCUGCUGCUGCCCGGCGAGCUGGCCAAGCACGCCGUGUCCGAGGGCACCAAGGCCGUCACCAAGUACACCAGCUCCAAGUGACGCGCGCAGCGCGCACCCAAAGGCUCUUUUCAGAGCCACCUCCGAGCUCGAUAAAGGAGCGUGUCACCUGGUCGAGGUCAUGGGGGAAGGAGCUCAGCACCGCGAGGCUGGCUUGGGCGGGUUUGGGGUACAGGCCACGGGUCCGGGUGCCGAGCUGGCGAAGGGCGCAGCCCAGGGUGUCCCCGGGGUGAGGCGCCGGCGCGCACCCAGGGCGCGCCGCCUGGCGGCGGUGUCGUGACCGAAUGCAAGCGCUUCAGCCGGAAGCUCCUCGCCAGCGCUCCGUGCCACGCGCUCCUGUCCAGCCAGCGGGCGCCCAGCCUGAUGUCCACGCUCCCUGCCAGGCAGGAGUCUCCCGGUUCCAGGAUGCCACAGUGUGUGUGUGUGCUUGUCCGUGUCCCUGUGUACGCACGGAUGCGUGCGUGUGUGCGUGUGCGCGUAGCGAGUCUGGUGACUGCUGAGACGUCUCUGCAUGUCUAUAUCCAGUUAGGUCCCGGGCAAGCUAACGACGCCUGAAGGGCAAAGGCGCGCACGCGCUAAGAACCGCACAGUGCCCUAGGCUGCACGACCUCUCCCAGGGGAAUCACUCCGCUCCCUAGCCCCCCGCCGCCCCCGGGACGUGGGGUCCGGGUCUGCCCGGUUGUUCUCUGCUGGACCGCGGCGCCGCGCCCACGCCCCUUCCACGGGCUGCGGCGCAGGGUCAGGGCCGCCUUGGUUUGCGGUCUCGGGUGGGGGAGGCCUGCUGCUGGAUGCCUGGCGGACCCCUGCCCGCAAAGUCUCAGCUGGGGCUCCCAGGCCAGAAUCCCGCGCCCCGGGCCUCCGCGGACGCCCCCGCCGAACUGCCGGUCACCGCGGCCACAGGGCGACUGGACAACGGCGUUCUGCGCGUGGUCUCCACCUGCCUGACCGCAGCUCAGGACCAGGAUCCCUGCUCUGUUCCCGGGGGUGGAGCAGCCGCAACCCCCGCUGUCUCCCCAAACCUGCGUAGGGGAGAACACACGAGGUUCGAUGCCCGCGUCACCCACAAAACGCGUUCUCGUGGAGUCAGCCUGGACACGCGACGCGCCCGGUCAUCGCUGACCCGCACCGCACUCCGCACGCAGAUCUCCAGCGCGGACCUGAGAGCCGGCCCAAGGGAGGACGUGGAGCUGUGGUGGGAGGCAGGGCGCCCAGCCCCCUCUGCGGGCCUGGGAGAGGCCCGGAUUCCGUCAGCGUGGGGACAAGCCCCGCAUUCUGGCGGUGCCUGCUUCUGAGGGCGGGUCAUGGUUAGAGCUAAGAAGACAGAGAACUGGGUGAGAUGGCAAAGUGUCCACCCCGCGAGUUUAUUUCCAUGUUUUUUUAGAGCAAACCUCCGGAACGGAAGUGAUGCUGCAUGCGGUAAGCUCUGUGGACACACAGACCACGCAUGCCUGUGCGUGCUAAGGACAGGAAUCCGGCUGGAGGCAGAUGCCCGCAUCCUGCAUGCGCAUGGGUUCUAGUCCCGCUGCUCCUCUUCCCAUCCAGCUCUCUGCUAAUGGCCUGGGAAAGCAGUAGAAGGUGACCCAAGUCCUUGGGCUCCGGCAUCCAUGUGGGAGACUUGGAAGAAGCUCCUGGCUCCUGAUUUCAGCCCGGCCUAGCCCCAGGUCGUUGUGGCCAUUUGGGGGAGUGAACCAGCAGAUGGAAGAUCUCUCUUUCUCCCUCUCUCUGUAGCUCUUUCAAAUAAGGGAGGUGGAGAGAAGAAAAGAGAGAAAAAGGGGGAGAGGGAGGGAUGGAGCAGUCACAGGCAUGGUGGUCCCUGUCACUGAGUCAGCCUCACCCAAGGAUCCGAGGCCAUCUUUGACACAAGUAUGUGAGCAUGUGCCCUCCGCAUGGUCUCUGAGACAUGAGACUGCUCACCUGGGAGUUUGUUGAAAUUGCAACGGGCAUUUUUUGUUGUUGUUUUUUAGGGAAGGGUAAUAGAACAGUUCAACUACAACAGAGCAGUAAUAAACCAUGUCGUAUGUAACAGAGUACUCUAAUAAACCAUGCAUGCUGUAGGAAUGUGUGAAACAGAACACUAACCAUGAAGGUAUGUACUUAUGUGUGUAGGAUAGGUAGGUAUGUUUGUACGGUAUGUAUGUGUGUGUAAAAGAACAAACCAUGUGUGUACAUAUGUAAUGCAUAUAGAUAUGUAUGUAUGGUACAUAUGUGUGAGACAGAACACUAAUAAGCCAUGUUUUAACAGAACACUAAUAAACCAUGUAUACAUGUAUGUACCAGAACACUAAUAAACAAAUGCAUGUAUGUAAUGUGUCUGUGAAACAGAACACUAAUAAACUAUGUAUGUAUGUGUAUAUAAAUGUAAUGUAUGCAUGUCAUGUAUGUGAAACAGAACACUAAUAAGUCAUGCAUGUAUAUAUGUGAUGCAUAUUUACUAAUGAGCAAUGCCUGUAUGUGUGAAACAGAACAUUAACAUGCAUGUAAUGCAUGUAUGUAACAGAACACUAAUAAUCAUGUGUAUUAUGAAGCAACACUAGUAAACCAUGUGUGUGCCUAUGUACAUAUGUGAUGAAUGAUGUUUGUAAUAGAACACUAACAAUCAUGUGCGUGUGUAUUAUGAAGCUACACUAAUAAACCAUGUGUGUGCAUA